Messenger RNA from Pogona vitticeps (central bearded dragon), 1724 nucleotides. It is a transcript of the gene GOLPH3L, whose product is annotated as golgi phosphoprotein 3 like. Gene Ontology annotation, molecular function: phosphatidylinositol-4-phosphate binding. Gene Ontology annotation, cellular component: cytosol; trans-Golgi network; Golgi cisterna. Gene Ontology annotation, biological process: retrograde vesicle-mediated transport, Golgi to endoplasmic reticulum; Golgi organization; Golgi to plasma membrane protein transport. Lineage: Eukaryota; Metazoa; Chordata; Lepidosauria; Squamata; Agamidae. The record is from RefSeq and is a predicted model, not a curated record.
UCGUUUUCUGCUCUCUCUCCCUCUCUCUGUUUCUCCUCCUCUUUUGUCUCCUCCUUCCUUUCUGUAGAGGAACCAGGAAGUAAAGUUUGCUCGGCUUGGCAAGCUUCAGAUUUCUUAUCAAGAGAACAGCAAAUAAAGGACUGGAGCAGGAGGAAGGAGGAGGUAAGGAAUUACAGGUGUAGCGGAGAGAUCAUGACGACGUUAAUCCACCGAGGGCGGCGUGCCGAUGUUGGCGGGAAUGCCGAGAAGCGGGCGGAGGGUGAGGAGGACUCCGUUCUGGACAAGGGCGUGGGUGACGAAGACUCUGGGGACUCCAAAGAUAUCCGUCUUACUCUCAUGGAGGAGGUCCUGCUCCUGGGAUUGAAAGACAAAGAGGGCUACACGUCUUUCUGGAAUGACUGCAUCUCCUCGGGCCUGCGUGGGGGCAUUCUUAUUGAGCUGGCAAUGAGAGGAAGGAUACAGCUGGAGCCACAAACCAUGAGGAAGAAACGGCUCCUGGAUCGGAAGGUGCUUCUGAAGUCAGAUGCUCCAGCUGGAGAUGUACUUCUGGAUGAGACGCUUCGCCAUCUCAAAGCCACUGAGCCUCCCGAGACGGUGCAGACCUGGAUUGAAUUGCUCACGGGUGAGACCUGGAACCCCUUCAAGCUACAGUACCAGCUUCGUAACGUCCGCGAGCGAAUCGCGAAGAACCUCGUGGAGAAAGGCAUCCUGACCACCGAGAAGCAGAACUUCCUCCUGUUCGACAUGACCACCCACCCCGUCACCAACACGACGGAGAAGCAGCGCUUGGUGAAGAAGCUUCAGGAGAGCGUCCUGGACCGGUGGGUCAACGACCCCCACCGCAUGGACCGGAGGACCUUAGCUCUGCUGGUGCUGGCCCAUGCCUCCGACGUGCUGGAGAACAUCUUCGCCAGCCUGGAUGACGAGAAGUACGACGUGGCCAUCAACAGGUCCAAGGACCUUUUGGACAGGGACCCUGAGGUCGAGGCGGCCAAGGCGAGCGGGGCGGAGAUGAUCUGGGCCGUCUUGGCGGCCUUCAACAAGUCCUAAAUCUUCCCAGCUGAGCGAGUCUGUUCUAAGUGGGGAUGGCCCGUUUCUCUCUCUUUCUCUCUCUGUCUGUCUCUCUUUCUCUCUCGAGGACUGAACCUUCUACUCUAGGAAAUCUUCCCCUGCUCCUGAACCAUGGGCAUCGGGGACUUCCUCUUGCCACGACCACCCACCUGCCCACCUCCACCCUCUGUGGCUCUUGGAAAGAGUGGGCAACGUCCUGUUACAGGAAAACCGGCACCACUUCCUCUUCCUCCUCCACCACCACUUCCUCCUCCUUUCCUUGGACUUGUUGACUUGUUAGAUUUCAAGGAUGAGCAAAGAAAUUUGUGCGUUUCUCCCCCCGCCUGUUGGCUCCUCUCCUUUUAGUUUUCCCACAUCCCAGGUUAAAAUGAAGGCCUGUGACUGCUAGAAAUGGCUUACAGUUUCUCUUCCUUUCUUUUUUUAAAAAUUGAAACACUCUUGUUUGAGUGUUUUACAAGAAGAAUGGAUUGCGGUGGUGUGUUCUCUGUUCUGGGUUUUUGUGUGUUGUUGGGUUUUGUUUUUUUUAAAUCUCCUAGUCCCAACCUUGUUUUCAUCCAUGUCUUGUUUUUUGAUGCAGAUUCUUCUGAUUUUUCUUGUGCUGUUCUCCUUGUGUUUUGUUGGGAAAGACCAUUACAGCACAAAUAUCUAUGCAA